Molecule: messenger RNA, 1776 nt
Organism: Notolabrus celidotus (New Zealand spotty)
Lineage: Eukaryota; Metazoa; Chordata; Actinopteri; Labriformes; Labridae
Gene: tmem138
Product: transmembrane protein 138
Exons: 5
Coding region: 673-1161 (162 amino acids)
Cellular component (GO): cilium
Source: RefSeq, a predicted model, not a curated record
UGUGUUAGUGCCAACCAGAGGCUGUAAAUAAGGUGCCAAAGUGUUUUGUUGUGGAAUCAGAAUUUUGGAAAAACUAUCAGUACGUGGUAUAACUUCCGUCUUGCAGAUAUCACUAGUCUUCACCAAACAGCAGCAGGCUAGCUUAGAUUAACGAGAGAAAGGGAGUGUAACACCACAACAACACAACAAGGGACGGUGGCCGUGUAGGUGAAAUUAAUCUGUAAUCCCUUCCUUGACCUCCCCAUGCGAGCCUGUGUAACAGACUGACCAUGUUGACCUUUCAUAGUUACAUAGAUUAGCUCUUCAUUCUUGCAGCACAUGCGGACGAGGAGACUUUCCUCCUCAGAGAUGUCAACAUGCCGCACCUGAAGAGACUUUUAACGUCAAAUUCUGUCUUGGAUUUCCUGCAAUCUUCAUCAUGCAUUUUUUUUUAAUGGAGAGUCAAACCCGAGUGAAGAGAACCCAUAGCAAAAGAAGACUCAGAUGGAAAGCUGUCUGUUUUUGACUAUGUGAAUGGACACGUUUUGAAGACUGAUCUGACUUCUAAGAACUAUGUAAAGACUGAAUUAAGACUCUUCAUCAACAAGCUACCUGUAAGUGUAAAUAAAUCCAGCUGAGGCACGGAGGUGGAUAGACUGUGAAGCUUGGUGGUUUGCUGGACCAUACCUGAAGAUGCUUCAGUCUGGUAACUACUCUUUGGUGCUGCUGAUCCAGCUGACACUUUUGGCCUAUGACCUCUUUGUCAACUCCUUCAGUGAACUCCUGAGAGCAGCGCCUGUCAUCCAACUAGUGCUUUUCAUCAUCCAGGACAUUGCCAUUUUAUUCAAUGUGAUCAUCAUCCUGCUGAUGAUGUUCAACACGUACGUGUUCCAGGUUGGCCUGGUGUCCCUGCUGCUAGAAAGAUUCAGGGCUCUGCUGAUGUUCUCUUCUCUGUACCUGACUCUCAGCAUCUGCUUCCACAGCUGGGUGAUGAACCUCAGGUGGCUCGGUUCAAACAGUUUCGUUUGGACAGAUGGUCUUCAAGCCCUUUUUGUUUUCCAGCGAACAGUGGCUGUGGUGUAUUACUACUUAUACAAACGAACAGCAGAGUACAUGGGAGACCCCAGGCUGUACGAGGACUCUCUGUGGUUGCGAGAAGCCUUUGCCAGAGCUCGACAAUGACGAACGAGUGGCUUUGAGAAGGACUUUAAAGGACCAUCACCAUGAAUACAUUUUUUUACUUUUUUUUGUUUUACAUUGAGGAGAUCAUCACACUGUUCAACAUAUAUAUAACAAGCAAAGUGCUGAUUAUGAAAACUGAUGGAACAGGUCAGGUGGAUGAGACAGUCUCAUGCACGGUAUGUGUUUGCUGGCUCCUGUUAGCCAGGCAGUGAGCCAGUCAGAUGGUUUAACAUUGGCAAGCAAGUCAUGGCAGUAUUGUAUUAAUCAGGAUUGGCUCUUGUAGCCUCUGUGGCCUUGUUAAAUCCAUUUGUGUUACAGACAUAAUGGAACAGAGUUUUAUGUUACUGAGAAAACGUUGCAGAUGCAGGUAUUUUUGGAUUAGAACUGUCUGAUGUACCAUUUGUAGAAAGUGUUGUCACAUUAUUUUAUGAAUGUCUUUUAUUUUCUCUUAAGGAGGGAGCCUGUUGAGUUGUUUUGCCUUCUGUUGGGUUAGUGUUGUGCUUGUUUACAUGGCAAACAUACUUUUCAUAAGCCAUUUUUCAUAUGAACCCAGUUGUCUGAGCAGGGAUCUUUGAAUCGUCUUCCUGCUGUUUUUAUUAAAUAAUCCUUCUCUAA